This is a messenger RNA of Sparassis crispa, 213 nucleotides long. RefSeq lists its product as hypothetical. The record is from RefSeq and is a predicted model, not a curated record. The transcript is spliced from 2 exons. The coding region runs from base 1 to 213 and encodes 70 amino acids. Lineage: Eukaryota; Fungi; Basidiomycota; Agaricomycetes; Polyporales; Sparassidaceae.
AUGAGGAGGGGACGGAGGCACAACCAACCUCCACGUGAGCCUGAGUCUGCAUCGACCGCUAAGGGUGCACACGAUGAUGACGACGAUGGAGGACAUCACAACGGCGACGACGGAGGACAGCGCGAUGAUGAUGAUGUCAGUGCCGGUCAGCUCAAUGGCGAUACAGAUGCGGAAGGCGAGGAUGAUUCGGACGUGUGCCCCAAGGACAGGUGA